AUGUUCUACAUUGCGGCUCUGUUUGCAGUUGCUGUAGCAGAAAAUGUCACUUUGCCAGUUUCUCCUCUAUACAAUCCUCAUCUAUUCGAGGGUGAUAUUCUGAAGGAAGAAGAAGUUGAUACAGGAAGAACUGCAAUAUCAACUCACCAAUCAACAUGGCCUGGUGGAAGAGUACCCUAUCUCAUUGACAGAUCUUUAGCUUCUGUGGCAGGCAAAAUUCGAUUGGCAAUGUAUGACAUUGUUCAAAAGACCGGUGGUUGUAUUAAAUUCACUCAAAGAACUUAUGAACAGAACUAUAUAAAAUUCCAUAAGGGAGUCGGAUGCAAUUCCUACGUUGGACGUGUUGGAGGUGGUCAGUUGGUAUCAAUUGGAGAGAAUUGUGAUCAUUUAGGAAUCAUUGUCCACGAAAUUAAUCACGCUCUUGGUUUCUUCCACGAGCACACUCGACCCGACAGAGAUAAUCACCUAACAAUUUUUUGGAACAAUAUACAGAAUGGAAUGGCGACACAAUUUCAAAAACUUCACCCUACUCAAACGAAAUUAUUAAAUUCUUUUGAUGUGAAUUCAGUCAUGUUGUAUGGUGAUACAGCAUUCUCGAAGGAUGGUAUAUCGAAGACCAUGACAGCCAAAUCAGGAAAGAAACUACGAGAAGUUCAUGAAAAAACUGGUUUGUCUGUUAGCGAUGUUUAUCGUAUAAAGAAAUUAUACAAAUGUUAAGAAAUCUCAAUCAAAUUAAAUACAAAAAUAUGUAAUUAAAUUCAAA
Centruroides sculpturatus (bark scorpion) is the source of this 763-nucleotide messenger RNA. Its product is annotated as astacin-like metalloprotease toxin 5. NCBI's taxonomy places the organism in Eukaryota, Metazoa, Arthropoda, Arachnida, Scorpiones, Buthidae. The record is from RefSeq and is a predicted model, not a curated record. Gene Ontology annotation, biological process: proteolysis. Gene Ontology annotation, molecular function: zinc ion binding; metalloendopeptidase activity. The transcript has 6 exons. The coding region runs from base 1 to 717 and encodes 238 amino acids.